This is a messenger RNA of Helobdella robusta, 1955 nucleotides long. RefSeq lists its product as hypothetical. Lineage: Eukaryota; Metazoa; Annelida; Clitellata; Rhynchobdellida; Glossiphoniidae. The transcript has 4 exons. Bases 84 to 1850 code for a protein of 588 amino acids. The record is from RefSeq and is a predicted model, not a curated record.
CGAUCGGUGUCUAAGUUGUUUUGUUUGGCCGUUUCAUAAUUUAACUGAAAUAAAAGUGACAAUAGUAAUUAAAUUAAAUUAAAAUGAAGCCUGAUCAGGUGCGCGUGGGCGGCCUAAUAAUGUCAACCAUUUUAAAAUUGUGCGAAAAAGGGUUGAACUAUCAAGAAAAUGUAAAAAUCGAAGCGGUUGUAGGCAUAACGAUUGACUCUGUGGACGUGUUUUACAUUCACAUCGAUAAAUCAGUGCCGCUAGUAAAUAACGAAGAUGGUAGCAGCACGAGUGCAACAUCAACAUCGACCAACUAUAUCUCGUCGUCCAGUGCUUUCAACGAGCCAACAUCUUCAAAUCGUGAUGGUUCCAUCUCUGUUGGUUCAACUAACUCCGACUCCACAAUUACUGAUGGCAAUAUUUUCGGUGAUGUGAAAAUCAAAGAAGAAAAUGAAUCAUGCUCCGGACCAACAAUAAUGUUAGAAAAUAAUGCUGGUUUUGACGUUGUAAAUGUCGCACCAAAAACAGAAAUUACAAAUGAGAAUGUAUCCACCAGUGGAGGAACAAUAAAUAAUAAUGCUGCUUCAGAUUCUCCACCUCCAUUGAUUGAUGUCAAAAUGGAAGCCAACUUUAUCACCAAAUCCAGUUCAAAUAUAGAUAUAGACAUUCCAUUGUUGGAAAGUGAAGUGAUUGACAUCAACUCAGAUGAUGAAGACCAGGAUAGAACAUUGGAAUUGAAUUUGGAACAGUCUCUCGCUGAAGAAUCUACAGUACACACUCAGCAGCAGCAGCAGCAACAACAACAACUGUUUCAGCAACAACCACAGUCGAGUUACAAUAUGUUACAAUCUCAGCCUUCUUACCAAGGACAUGACAUAAACAACACCCCUACCUUACAGCAUUCGUUAACAAGUGACGUUUCUAUGGACCCACAACAAUGCCAACCACAACAGUAUCAGCAGCAGCUACAAAUCAUUAAUAAUAGUAACAACAACAACAGUAAUGCAAGUCUUUACAAAAGCUGUCCUCAACUUCAACAACAACUGCAACAACACUUGCAGAAACAACCACAACCAGGUCCAUCGACACCUCAAAAACAACAGCAGCCAAUGAGUCAACAAUCUCAAAGAAUGAAAAGUCCAGUCAUGCAGAGAAGUGCAUCUCAGAGUCAGAGCAUGGCAUUGGUACCUCUUCAGACAGCUCCUGGGCAAAAAAUGUUCCAACAGCAACAACAUUACAGACAACAGUUAAAUAUGAAUCCAAAUCAACGGCUUGCAUCACCACCACCGCAACGCCAAUCUUUCCAACCACAUCAACCUCGUUAUCAAAUCCAGCAACCACAGCAACUGCAGCAACAAUUCAUGCAACCCAACAGCAGUGGACCACCAACAGGUAAUCCAUCUGCAAGGGCUCGGGGUUCAAGAGGGAUGGUAGCCAGAGGAAGAAUGUCUUCAAGAGGCAUUGGUGGGAGGGGAAUGAUGAUGAGUAGGGGAGGAGGAGGAAGAGGAGGCGGUAGAGGAAAUGUAAAUGCCAUAAAUGAAGUUGUACAGUGUCAGUCUGGGGAUGGCUUCUCUUUCAACAAGCAAAUGACAGUUUUGAGUCAGUUUGGUUGUAAUCUCUGCGGUAAGGUUUAUAAGAAUCAGCGAAGUGUGCUACAUCACCAGUCGCAGGUUCACGGAAGACCCAAAAAGAGUCGAAAGAAGAAAACCACAGAAAGUUUUGAUGAAGAUGAUGAUGAUGGUACUGGUUUUGAUACUGCUUGUAGUGAGGAUUAUGGGGAUACGGAUUAUGGUGGUGAUGAAAUGAUGGAAGAAGGUGAGGACUAUGAAGAAGGUGAAGAGUACGAUGAUGGUCAAUGGUGAUGUGGUCAAUGAUUAUUUCAAUGAUUGUUUAUCAACUUUUUUAAUUUUUUGUUGGGUUGUUUGUAAAUAAUAUUUUCAUCAGAAGUAAAAAUAUUAGUUUCCAAA